AUGAAUAGAUAUGUCGGGUUAAUAUUAGCCAUCCUAUCGACAAUGGCCAUUGGCACGAGUUUCGUGAUUACGAAAAAGGGUUUAAUGCAUGCUUCCGAACGGCAUGGCUUUGAGGGAGAGGGAUUCUCAUACUUGAAGAGUCCGAUCUGGUGGGGAGGUGUCGUCACACUGGCCAUUGGAGAAAUCGCCAACUUCGCCGCUUAUGCAUUUGCGCCUGCGAUCCUGGUUACGCCUUUGGGCGCACUCAGCGUGCUGAUCGGCGCGGUUCUUGGUUCAUACUUCUUGAAGGAGCGAUUGGGUGUAUUGGGUAAACUGGGUUGUGCAUUGUGCCUGCUCGGCUCGGUUGUCAUUGUUCUCCAUGCGCCCCCUGACAAGCCUGUUGAGCGAAUAGAUGAGAUCUUGGCGUACGCCGUGAAGCCAGGAUUCCUCCUCUACUGUUUCGCCGUUGCAAUAUUCUCCACGGUGAUGAUCUACCGGGUUGCUCCGCUGUACGGAAAGAAGAAUCCUCUUAUCUUCAUCUCCAUCUGCUCGACCGUUGGCUCGGUCUCCGUGAUGUCCGUCAAGGCGUUCGGCAUUGCGGUGAAAUUGACCAUCGGAGGCAACAAUCAAUUCGUCCACGCAUCUACUUAUGUCUUUGCCAUUGUUACUGGCUUCUGCAUUCUUACUCAAAUGAACUAUUUCAACAAGGCGUUGAACUCGUUCUCGACCUCGAUUGUCAAUCCUCUCUACUAUGUUACAUUCACGACUGCCACGCUCUGCGCUUCCUUCAUCCUCUUCCAAGGUUUUAAUACCACGGAUGCGGUCAACACAAUUUCCUUACUGUGUGGAUUCCUCAUCAUCUUCACUGGAGUGUAUCUCCUCAACCUUUCUCGGCAUGACCCCGACGGCCGGAAUUUGGUUCCUGCCAAGUUCGACGACGAAGGCGUGCCCACCGACGGCAUCGCCAGCUUCCAAACGCGGAGGUCUAUGCAAUCCCGCCGCAGCUCCUCGAGUAUCGCUUUCGUGAACGGCCACAGCGAUCGAGAAGGCCUGAUCCACUCGUACGAUAUCGAGAACAACCACGCGAUCGGCCUAGACGACUUAGCGGACAGCGACGGGGAGCCCGGACCAACCUACGCGCGACGUGACGAGCGCGAACGGACUGUUAUGCACACAAAGCAGAACGGCCAGGUCUAA
Penicillium canariense is the source of this 1176-nucleotide messenger RNA. Its product is annotated as DUF803 domain membrane protein. Gene Ontology annotation, cellular component: membrane. Gene Ontology annotation, biological process: magnesium ion transport. The record is from RefSeq and is a predicted model, not a curated record. Gene Ontology annotation, molecular function: magnesium ion transmembrane transporter activity. The transcript has 7 exons. The coding region runs from base 1 to 1176 and encodes 391 amino acids. Lineage: Eukaryota; Fungi; Ascomycota; Eurotiomycetes; Eurotiales; Aspergillaceae.